AUUCUAUCGCCGGAAGCUUGUGUGUGUGUCAUCAUCAGUCAGCGUCUGGUGAGGGUGGGAAAGAGGUUUGAUCCGUUGAGCGAAGAUGGCGCCGUCACCCACAAAAAAAAAGGAUCGCUCAGACGACAAGGUGAAGGAGCGGGGGACCAAGGUGGGGGUGAAGGAGGGAGGGGAGAAGGACCGUGGCAGAGAAAAAGCACACAAGCGUCGCAGUGCUUCAACUGGGAGCAGCAGCAGGUCUCGCUCCAGCUCCAGCUCCAGCUCCAGUUCAGGAUCCAGCUCUGGCUCCUCCAGUGGUUCAAGCUCCUCGUCUGCGUCCAGCCGCUCCGGCUCCUCCAGCAGUUCACACAGCUCCAGCUCCAGCAGCACCUCGGUCUCCCCCAGCCGUCGCCGCCGUGACAACCGCCGCAGCUCCCGCUCCAAGUCCAAAUCUGUGAAGAGAGAGGAGAAAGAGAGGAAGAGGAGGAGUCCAAGCCCCAGGCCCUCCAAGGUUCAUGUCGGCCGGCUUACGAGAAACGUCACCAAGGAGCACAUCAUGGAGAUUUUUGCGACUUAUGGGAAGAUAAAGAUGAUCGACAUGCCUGUAAAUAAACUCCAUCCCCACCUGUCAAAGGGUUAUGCCUACGUUGAGUUUGAGACCCCAGAUGAAGCAGAGAAGGCACUCAAACACAUGGAUGGAGGUCAGAUAGAUGGUCAGGAGAUCACAGCGUCGGCAGUGUUGACCCCCCGGCCUAGGCCACCCCCUCGCAGACUGACCCCCCCGCGUAGGAUGCCUCCUCCGCCCCCCAUGUGGCGCCGCACCCCACCACGCAUGAGGAGAAGGUCUCGCUCCCCGCGCCGCAGGUCUCCUGUACGCCGGCGCUCUCGCUCCAGAUCCCCGGGACGCAGACGCCACCGCAGCCGCUCCAGCUCCAACUCCUCCCGCUAGAGCCUCGCCAGCGCCCUCUACUGGACACUCCUCACAGCUGCUGGAGAGACAGGAUCCUGUGACUCUAGAACAGGUUAAAUCUGCAGGAAAAGAGGGAAUCCUUCUAAUGAUCCCAGAGGGUGUCCCAGUGAUUUCUCAGUUACGAUUACGAGACAGAUUUUGGGAAACAAAGCCUGAAGACUUGUCAUACCACAUUCUCACGCAUCCUAGACAUGCCGUCUGCUCUUUUCUGAUAGGUUUUUUUUGUUGUUUUUUUUCUGCAGUAAAUGAAUAUUGCUAAUGUAUUGCCCCCGUGCCACCCCCUUCAAAUGAACUCAAGUAAUCUUCAGGUAGUACAGAAAUGACCCAUUAACCCCAGCCACAGGAAUUCUCUACAUAGGUGGUGUCUUUUUUUUAGGCAGUGAAAGCGUUGAGAGAAAAAAAAAGAGACGACUUAACAUUCUUAUGAUAGGAAGCUGUUGCUGCCUUCUGUGUAUAACCUACAAAAUGACUUAACACAACUUUAAAAAAAAAAAAAAAUCUAUGGCUUGUACUAUGUCUGCACCCUUUCUCUUUUGAAAUAAGUCCCUCUUCCACCUCAUUUGAAAAUGAGUGGGUUUUGUAUUUGUCACUGCUGUAAUAUACAGUUGUUUUCAAUAAAUUGUUUAAAUUCAGGACAGUGGAAUAAUCCAAGCCAUUAGUAUAAAAUGUGUUUUAAAGUACCAGGUAAUACUGAGUGUUCUACAAGUAGGAAGGUGGUGUUUGCUAGUUACUGAUUUCAUGUAAAUGAUUCAUUUUGUUUUUAAUAAGGUUCUUUCUGCCACUAGAAGCUGAGCAUAUUUACCUGGUUUAAAAAAAAAAGAAAGUUUGUGUUUUUGAUUGUUUUUAAUAAACUUUGGAAGUCUCA
Messenger RNA from Acipenser ruthenus (sterlet), 1814 nucleotides. RefSeq names its product RNA-binding protein with serine-rich domain 1-like. Gene Ontology annotation, cellular component: cytoplasm; nucleoplasm; ASAP complex. The record is from RefSeq and is a predicted model, not a curated record. The transcript is spliced from 7 exons. Gene Ontology annotation, molecular function: RNA binding. Bases 86 to 928 code for a protein of 280 amino acids. Lineage: Eukaryota; Metazoa; Chordata; Actinopteri; Acipenseriformes; Acipenseridae. Gene Ontology annotation, biological process: mRNA splicing, via spliceosome.